AAGUACUUGAUGUCCUAGAGUUUUGUUCUAAGAGAAAUGGUUCUUUUAUCUGGCUGUUUUGAUUUUUGUUUGCCCUUUUAAUUAGAAGACAAUAAUUUUCUAAUUGCUUGUUAAACAUGACCUUGCUUAUUGGUUAACCUCGUUGUGGCAGAAUUUAUAAGGCAUCCAUGCACUUGUUCAUUCAUUCAUGAUCCAUACAUCCAUUGAAUGCUUAUUCGUCUUUGAUAGAGUUCAAAGUUUUAUUGUACUCAUCUUUAAAUACAUGCCAUUCUUUCCCAACUCGUCUUGUGUUGGGUUCAUAGCGUAACCCCACAAUUGUUCUUUUGUGGCUUUGGCAGGAUUUAUUUUUAUUUCUUGUGCUUCCCCAUAUCACCCCAGUCUCUAGUAGCUUGUUUUAUGGUAAAACUUGUUAAGUAGUUAAUGUUCUGCUUUUAGGAUUAGUUGUGGUUUGUUAUAAGAGUGGCGUAGUGGAAGCGUAGUAGGCUAUGUUCUGUUCAUAAAGAGUUGGUGAGGUAUUUGUUUUGUCUCGGAUUGUGUGAAGCCAUUCACCACUCGAAAUGAUCCUCAAUUUGAGUUUUGGGGACAAAACUCCUUUUUAGGGGGGGUGGAUGUGAUACCCCAAAAAUUUCUAGGAUAAAUAAGUGAGUUAAGGACUUGAUUGUGACGAAAUGCUCCGCGUGUUUCUCUUUUUCCUCUCCCCUACACCGAACAAGAGCCCCAGCCACCACCGACGCCCCCACUUGAGAGAAACCGAAUCCCAGAUUUGCUCUGCUCUGCUACUUCCGGCUACUGCUCUGCUGUGUGGUGCGAAUUGCUCGAGUUUUUGUGCCGCGAGUCCCCUGCAGAUUGUCGUCGGCUUUCCCCCAAACUGUAGCUCCGGUUUUGCUUGCAAAAUUCUGGUUCUUGAGUGUUCUGUCACCCGAAUACUUGGCUUGAGUUUCGGAUUUGAGAAAAAGACUUGAAUGCAUAAAAAUAGGAGUUUUUGGGAUUAAUUGAACAUCUUUUCAAAGUUGAGGGACUGAAUUGCAAGAAGAAGGGUGCCUCUUUGGGACUUAAAUGAAUGAAUCUUGAGAUUUGGGAUCUAAAUGCUCAUCGUACGAAAGUAGGAGAACCACUAUUUUACCAUUGAAGAAAUUGCAAAGAGAGACCAGAAACUCGGCACAUAAUCGGGGUGUCGACACCAUGUGUUAAGCGUCCAGAAUUAGACUUUGUUUCCUGUUUUGUGUCGACACGCAAUUCGGAGUAUUAGCACCAUGCAUUCAACGUUCAAAAUUCAAGUUUCCUAUUUUGUUCCAAGUUCUACUUCUAUUCCAACUAGGAUUUUUAAAAUCCUAUAAAUAACCAUCCAAAUUCAAAAUUGGGGGUGAUGAGCUUAAAUUUCAUACAAUUAUACAUGGCUUUUUAGUCAUGAAUUGUAGCGUUUUAUAUUUUAUUGGAACAAUUUUAUUUGGUUUUACAUUGCUUUUAUCAUUCUUUGUAGGUAGAGGGUAAAACUAAAUAAAUUGAGAGUAAAUGGGCUGAAGUGACAAGAGUUGAAAACAUCAAGUCUGAUUCCAUGAUUUUCCCAUUUCAAAGACCAGAAUUGAAUGUCUUCUGCAUACACGUGGAAAAAAACAUGGUGGGCUUUAUCUCAUUGUGGAGAUAAGAUGGGCUUAAAAGAAAAGAAGGGCACGAAGAGGCACAUUAUUGAAUAUAAAAGAGGCAGUCGCUGGAGACUUCCGUGUAGAGAGGAACGGGAGAAAAAAAAGGGAAGCAGCCGGCAGAGAGUUUGAAGUCGAAUCUGAGGCAGAACUUGUGAGGAUUCU
Molecule: messenger RNA, 1805 nt
Organism: Rubroshorea leprosula
Lineage: Eukaryota; Viridiplantae; Streptophyta; Magnoliopsida; Malvales; Dipterocarpaceae
Source: the annotation of a GenBank genome assembly